ACACAUAAUCGUGAGAAUCCUUAUUUUCGAUGUCUUAAAUAUCUACUAUAGUCAAUAUAAUUACUAAUCAUGUUUAAAAUCGAGAAUGCUGAUACAAAAUCAGCUAUUAUGGAUAUAAUCUUAAAAGCUUGGAGAAGCCGAUAUGAUGAAAUACAAUGGGGAAUUGAAAUAAAUAAAUUUUCUUUCAGACAUUACUUAGACGAUAGUUUAUUAGCAGAAUGUUUAUUGGGCGAAGCUUUCGUAGGAGAUGCUCCAAAUGAUUUGAUUCUUAGUUACUUGAAGCACUCAAUCUCUUCUUGGAAAAUCAGCUACAAAUCUGCCGUUGAAAAAAUAACACAAGUCCACAUUGAAUCAAAACCUCUCUGCGCUAAAGCUAUCCUUAAUUUAAUUCAUUCUUUAUUGCAAUCUUUCUUGUAAGAUUUUAAUACUAAUAUUUAUCGUAAUACCUUGAAUAAUUUGUGUUUGUCGAUUUCCAACAGAAAUAAAGGCGAAAAUGGAUUAGCAUCAAGCUCAAUGAUAUUUUCGCUUUUGGAUUGGUUGAUUUUGCUGGCUACGAAAUGUUGUCAACAGUGUUCUGUGAGUUCAUUAAGAGAGUAUGAAGAAAAUGUUUUUCCUAUCCAUCUCAAAUGCUUAAAUUUUAUUAUAAACAAUGAAUAUAUACUCGCCCUAUUAAAAAUCGCCAUUGCUGGACAUCCCGAUCAACUCAGUAAUCUUAAUACAAAAGUGAUUAACUAUGAAAAUUAUCUAGAUCGACUAGAUUUAGAUGAAUCCUUCAAAACUUCUGUCAAGUUCUCUCUCUCAAAUUUACUUCACUUUCACGAAAAAAGAGCUUUAACAUCUAAAUGCCACUUAAUAGAGUCAAACAACCAGUCACUAAAUUUAAGUAUUUCAAUGUUAUGUGCAAUGGAAGCUGUUCAUCAACCAAGUCAAACAGAUACAGUUGUCAAUUGUUUAUUGAAUUUGGAAAAGCUACACGACUUAAAACGUUGUAAAUUAUACAAAGAAUUUUUGAGAGCCAGCUGGUUAACCUUGCAUGACGGCACAGACAAUGAUGAUGAAAUAAAAGUAAAUGCUCAUUUAUAUCUAAAGGUGCCAUUGGUAUUAAAGCAGAUGGUUCAACUAGAAUCAUGUGGUAACUUGAAUCUUUUUUCUGCCCUUGAGAUGUUGGUCAAGUAUGGAUCUUUAUUUGACAAGGCGGAUAAACGGGCUGGAUGUAAUACAUUGGGGUUUUUUCUAAGUGAACUACGCGACAAACACAAAAUUAUCUCAGAAGAACAAGAAAGGAAAUUACACUCUCUCAGGGAAUUACAUUCAUUAUUGCCGGAUGUCGAACGUAAAGAACUAUGGCACUAUUCACCCUCAAAUGCUCCUUCAUGCUGUUUUAUCAUCAAAGCCCAAAAACCCCUUGAGAGCAUUUUAGAUCGAGUGGUUAGGUUAGGUCAGGAAUACGAUGAUCAAAUUGAUAACUCUCCUCCAUCGGAAAGUUUAUCAACAAUAUUGAACAAUUUGAUAUCUGGUAAAAGCUUCGGUCUAUUAACAACGGCGGCUUCUUUCACCAUGACUUUGAAAACUUUGACCUCAACUUUUUUUCGCUUCACUCAAAUGUACAUUAGUCGAAGCGAAUCUCAAUUAGAAGGAAGCUCCAUUUUUGAUAUUUCGUUACUAAUGUUGAUAGCAAUAACAUUAAAUCAUGGCAAUGAGACUUUAUUUGAAGUAAACGAAAGCGAUCAGAAAACCGCCCUAUUUUCAUUUUUAAUGACUUGUUUACCUGAUAAAUUUGGAAAAUAUAUGGUCCCUUGUAUGUUUGAGACUGAACAGGAUGAAAGUCUUGUUAACUAUAUUCUUGAAAAUAUGUUACGAUCUAGAAGAGUUCCAUUUCGGGAAAUCGAUUCUAACUUUGACUGGGUGCGAGUGUGUUUUUCUGUUAUGAAAGCUUAUAGUCUCAUUGUAAAAUCCCACAUAGAUAACAAUUUUCCUGAUGAAUAUUGUAUUUCCGAAAUCGUUUUCAAUAUUAAAAGCGAAAUGUGCUCUAUAGCGGCCGUAAUGGCCGUAUGGCUUUGUAGCUAUGCAAAUCUGUUAGAACAUUCCAAGCGGAUAAAAGCAGUAGAUCUAGCUGACCAUUUUAGCAGGAGUAAUACGGAAGAUAGGGGCAUACUUUUGGAAAAAAUUGUUGAUGAUGUAAGAAACCCCCUGGUAUUAUUGGCCAAUGCGGGAAAUCAGCAUGUUCCUUUCUACUUUAUAGAAGAAGAUUUGAACGUUGAAGACUAUUUGUUAAAGGUGUUUAGAGACAUUCUAAGUGCUGGAUUUGUUAAAACGUCAGACAUCCACAAAUUUCGAUAUAGUUUAAGCUUAAUGAAUGUGCAACAUUUUUGUAAAAUACUGUUAGAAGAGACUCUUAAAGAAGACAGGAUAGAAGAUCUGACAAAAGGAAUAUGUAUAUUACAUUUACUUUUUUCAUUUGAUAGAGAAAAAAUGCUAACCACACUUUUAAAGCAUACGCUACCUAACAUGAUAAAUGGUCUCGGUUUUUCCCCAACUCACAUUGAGGACCCAAAAGGUCGUGUUAUCUCUCGGCUUUUAACGUUAAUGCUUUCCGAGUAUUUCCGAGGCAGAGAGAUAAUAAACAAAAGGAAAUUAGUUGACGAUUUUCGAUUAAAUGAUACUGAUGAGAUACCAUCCAAAAGAUCAAAACUUUCUCCCUCAUCACCCUUUCACAUUAAAAUGGAAACGGAAGAGACUGAAGAAGAGGAUGUUAUAGAAAGAGAAUUCUCAGCUUUUUGUAAAGAAUUCUUAAUGGCAAAUCUGUCAUGUCGAGGAAGUAUUAAUAAACGAAUUGGAUUUGUUUAUGGAUUUAUUUCAGAAAUGAUCACUGCGGGUCAGCAUACAAUAAACCUUCUUAAAAAACACCUACCGGCAUCUUUGUUGGGACGUUUAAUACGAUUAUAUCCCGGGAGAAUUAGUCUUGAACAAGCUAUGUCAUUAUGCAAUUUGGAUGAAACAGAAGGACGAUUAAAUGCAGCUGAAAUGAUUAUAAUUCAUUCAAAUCAUAUACAAAAUGAUGUAUUCCCAGUAUGAUGAAAGAGCAGUUGAAAUACAUAUUUUUGCAAGCAUUUGUAUUAUACACUGAGCAUUCUGAUAGCAUAAAGAGUGAACUUACACGGGGAGUCUUUUUAAAAAUAUCCCGCCUUUCUUGACCUAAUUUCUACAAAGAAUCACAUUUUUAAUAAAAGUGAUAGGAAAAAAGAUUUACACUGAUAAUCUGAAAUUAAUAAUAUUAUAGAUUACUACUGUUUUUUCUUAAUUUCACACGAG
This is a messenger RNA of Dimorphilus gyrociliatus, 3312 nucleotides long. Lineage: Eukaryota; Metazoa; Annelida; Polychaeta; Dinophilidae. The record is from the annotation of a GenBank genome assembly.